Messenger RNA from Closterium sp. Naga37s-1, 1218 nucleotides. The record is from the annotation of a GenBank genome assembly. NCBI's taxonomy places the organism in Eukaryota, Viridiplantae, Streptophyta, Zygnematophyceae, Desmidiales, Closteriaceae.
AUGGUGAUUGCCGGAGCUCCUGAGCCGUCGCCAGAGCGCGUUGCCGCCUGGUCGGCAGUCGUCGCCAAGCCCCCGUCAGUCCCCGAAACGGGGACCAUGGCGACGAAGCCUCCUGUGCCACCGGCUCCGAGGCCCUCGACAACAGUCUCUGAAAAGCUUCUUCUCCCCGAACGCGCGGUCCCGUCUGCUGCGGGGGGGUCUGGUCCUGCAGCCCAGGUCCUUGCUCAGGCCGUCCCGUCUGCUGCUCCUGUUCCGGUGGCUCCCCCGGUUCUUCGCGAAGAUCCGCAGGCGUCUGGCCUUGGGGGGGAUCUUGGUGUCUCGCCCGUUCCUGCGCCUGGCUCCGUUGCGCCGCCUGUUGCUGCUCCUGCCGUGUCUGUUCACGCCCAUGGCGUGGUCGUUGCGCCGCCUGCUGCUGUCCCUGGAGCGCCUGCUCCCGCUCCUGGCCUGCCCGUUCCCCCGACUGCUGCUGUCCCUGACACGCCCGCUCCUUUCCCUGGCGUGCCCUUUGCGCCGCCUGCUGUUGUCCAUGGCGCGCCUGCUCCGGCCUCUGCCUCGUCCCUGCAGGCGGCGUCCGCCACCACUGGCGGCCCGGCCCCAUUGCUGGCGCCUUCCUCAGUGGGUCACCCUGCUUCUGAGGCUCUCCCUGUUGCGCAGACUGGCCAGCCUGCGCGCCAGUCGCGUCCCCAUUCGCCCGCGUCCCACCAGGAGCGCAGGUCGUCUCGCCGCCGGCGCGAUUCUCCCCGCCGCUAUCAACAGCAGUCGCACUGGCCCGCACACCUCGGAGGCCAGGGGGACCGGAGGGGUCCCCGCGGGCGUGGGGGCGGGUAUCGUCCGCCCGUGACGAUGGCAGACCUUCACCGGGAGGUGUCAAGGGCCGUGCACGAGGAGAGGGCGGCUCAGAGUGGCGGCUCGGGGGGAGGGCAGUACCCUCCUUCUGCUGCAGUCGAAGAGCCGUUCCAGUUCUUAGCGGAGGCUCUUCAGCCUCCGCAGACGCGCGUUCCCGAGGCGACUCUCGGACAGCUCCACCGCCUCGCGGAGAGUCUGCACGCGCUGCUGCUAAUUCAGGUGCUGGCGCACUCAUCUCUCCCCGCGAUCCCUCCCGAGACCCUUCGUAGGCGCCAGCGUGAGACGUGCCUGGACGCGGUAGAUCAGCUCUCGGUGAUGCUGGCGCCCGUGCUGGCUGCGCCCGCGGAGGGAGGCGCUGCUGCCGCGGGAUAG